Messenger RNA from Patella vulgata (common limpet), 5960 nucleotides. RefSeq names its product TBC domain-containing protein kinase-like protein. The coding region runs from base 91 to 2772 and encodes 893 amino acids. The transcript is spliced from 25 exons. Gene Ontology annotation, cellular component: cytoplasm. Gene Ontology annotation, biological process: protein phosphorylation. The record is from RefSeq and is a predicted model, not a curated record. Gene Ontology annotation, molecular function: protein serine/threonine kinase activity; ATP binding. NCBI's taxonomy places the organism in Eukaryota, Metazoa, Mollusca, Gastropoda, Patellidae.
AGAAAGUGGGGUAACUCUAAUGGAAUAAUUAGUGGGAGGAAUAAUAUUUUUGGACAAAAUGAAUUUGUAAUAUGAUUUAUUAAUUCAACAAUGACAGCUCUAGGGAAGGCUGAGUUUGGUGUUCAAACAUUUUUUGCUGCUAGUCAUCCAAAUGAUAAAUGUGGUGCCAAUGGUUUACCUCUGACUCCAAAUUCAAUAAAAGUUUUGGGGCGAUUUCAGGGUUUAAAAACUCUUCAUCAUCCCCGUUUGUGUAAAUAUCUGGAUAUCCUUCGAACAAAACAUGAACGCCUCAUAAUUGUAUCAGAGCAUUACAGACAGAAUCUACAGACUUUUGUUGAAUCAGGAGAGUUUUCAAGUGAGAAGAAGUUAGUGGGUUUGGCUCAUCAGAUUUUACAGGGUCUAGUUUAUCUACAUCAUAAAAAUAUAACACACAGAAAUCUAGCUCUUAAAAAUAUAUUACUGAACAAUCAGAAUGAAGUCAAAUUGUCUGAGUUUGGUUUAUAUCAUAUGACAGAUGAAGGAGCAGACGUUUCCUUUCCCAUUGGGAAAAUGAAGUACACAUCACCAGAAGUAUUUUGUGGAGGACCUGUAAUGGUGGAUGAUAAUCGAGAAAAAUGUCUGUCACCUCCAUCUGGACCUAAAGUUGAUUGUUGGUCUCUUGGUAUCGUUCUCCUUCAAAUAUUCCUUAAAGAAGAAAUUUGGAGUGAUUUAUCCAUUAGAGAUAUUUCGCAUAAACUUUUACAACUUUUACAAUCAGGAAAACAUCCAUUAGAUUAUUUGGCUGAAGAGGGAAAAUAUCAAGAUAAAUUAAAGGAUUUGUCUAAGGAGAUGUUAGAUUUUCUACGAUUAUGUUUAACAAUAUCUCCAUCAGUUCGACCAACCAGCAAUGAAUUAAAACAACAUGUUAUAUUUAAACAGCUUAAUUUAAAUGAGGUACCAUAUAAAAAUGGUUGUACAUAUAAUUUAUUAUCAGUUGUACCCAGAUCAUUAGAUUUACAAUUACCUGUACUAGAUGAAAAUACUAUUCUAGAUGAAGAUCACCUAUCACAGAGAUCUAUGGAAGAAGUAUAUUAUUUAUGGAGAUUAGCUGGAGGUGAAUUAGAACCAGCAUUAAGAAAAGCCGGACUGAUUAAAACAUAUCCUCCAAUAACUUUAUUACCAUUAUGUAGUACUGUUGAAGGUGAAGUAUUUGGUCAUAAACGAGAUCAAGCUGAAUUACUAGAUGAAACUUUCAUUAUACUCUCUCAAGAUCAACUUAGAAAUAGAUUAAUAGACAUUGAAGAAAAAGCCUAUUAUCCUUUAUUAGAGGAUGAUAUAAAUAGUAAUCUAGGUUUACCAACAUCACCAAGUUGUGGUGAUUUAUCAGAUACAGCUAGUUUACCUCUAGUUAUAAAAGAAAAAGAUAUAGAAUAUCAAUUUCAUCGUAUUAUUUUAUAUGCAAGAUUAUUACAAGGAUAUCCUCAUAAACGUGCCCAUAUAUGGAAAGAAGCAAGACUUGAUAUUCCUCCACUAGUAAGACCACAUGUAUGGGCGGCACUUCUGGAAGUUGAAGGGGAUAUAGAAGGUGAAUAUAUUAAUAUAGAUAAAGAAACACCUACAUCAACAGAUAGACAGAUAGAGGUUGACAUACCACGAUGCCAUCAAUAUCAUGAACUACUGUCAUCACCCACGGCACAUGCCAAAUUUAAACGUGUAUUAAAAGCUUGGGUUGUUAGUCAUCCACAAUAUGUCUACUGGCAAGGUCUAGAUUCACUCUGUGCACCAUUUCUUGCUCUUAAUUUCAAUCAGGAAGCCCUGGCCUACUCCUGUCUAAAAGCCUUCAUUCCUAAAUAUUUACAUAAUUUUUUUCUCAAGGAUAAUUCUGCUGUGAUACAAGAAUAUUUAGCUGUUUUCUCACAUCUUAUAACAUUCCAUGAUGCAGAACUUGGAAAUCAUUUAGAUGGUAUUGGUUUUAUUCCUGAUUUGUAUGCUAUUCCUUGGUUUCUUACUAUGUAUGCACAUGUUUUUCCGUUGCAUAAGAUACUUCAUCUAUGGGAUACAUUGUUGCUAGGCAACUCUUCGUUUCCAUUGUGUAUAGGUGUAGCUAUAUUACAACAACUACGAGCCCGGUUAUUAUCAUAUGGUUUUAAUGAAUGUAUUUUACUUUUCUCUGAUAUGCCAGAAAUCAGUAUAGAAUCAUGUGUUCAAGAAUCUAUAAGAAUAUUCUGCAGUACACCAAAGAGUGCUGCAUACAGACAACAUGCUAGACCAAUUAAAAAAUUGGAGAAUCGUCCAAAUAUUUCAUAUUACAGCCGAGACUACAACGAACAGCCUCAAACUGAACUGUCAAUGGAACCGAUCAGCAUUAAAGAAUUAAAAUCUGAGAAAUGUCCGAGGAUAUCGGCAGAAGAUUUAAUAGAGCUUGGAGAAUUGGCUGGUCCCAGAAACACAAAGAGUCCAACCAAGAAAAAACAGUCAGGCAAACCAAUGAUUCUAGUGAUAGAUGUUAGAAAUAAUGAUGAAUUUAAACGUGGUAAUAUACCAGGUAGUAUCAAUAUACCAUUUCAAACAGCUUUCUCACCUGAAGGUGAUCUAUUACCUUGUCAAUCAGUGUCAACACUCAACUCAUGUAGAAGUCUUGUCAAGGUGGUUGUAGGUAAUAGGGGACGUAACGCUUGUAAUUUCGCAAAUGAAUUGGUUCGGCUGGGAUAUUCUCGAGUUUGUGUUCUGCAUAAAGGAAUUGAUAUUCUUCGUUCAACUGGAUUAAUUAUAGUUCCACCAGCAGAUAUUUAAAAUAUAAGUUGUUGUAUUCAAGUGGAUUAUAAUUUGAAAUAUUUGUAAAAAAAGACUGUAAUAAUACAAGAAUAACAAUACUAUUUGUUUUCAUAUUGGUUUCACACAAUGUGAAGGUGUACAAGUUACCGGAACAUGUUCAAAAUUCUUGCUGAAUGUUUUAUUUAUUAUAUGCUGUAAUUAAUUAUGAAAGCUAAUGAUGUCAGGUCUCAUUUGUUUCAUACAUCAAAUAAUUCUGGCCUUACAUCCAGAAAAAAUACAUCCUUACAUCCAGAAAAACUAAAUAUUUAAAAACUUUGUAUAUUUUGUUGUAUAAAACUGAUAAUGGAUCUUUUUAAUUAAUUAUCUGUUAAUAGAAUAGAAGUGUUUGUUAUAGAAUAUAGUUGUAUAAAUCUGUAUGCGUAAUGCUGCUGAGAACACCCGGUUACACCUAGUAUACACAGCCGAAUAGUACAUUUUGAUAAACAGAAAACUACACUCAUAGUUUGUUUCUAGUGUUUGGUACCCAUAUAUGGAUGAUAUCUAUCUAAAACGUAAAAACUAAUUGAAACGAUUAUUAUAUGAAAAUACGGGAUAUAAAUGGUAGCAACAGAUGAUUAUUGUUGCCAAUACCAGUCUGAUUAAAAUACUUUUAAUGGCCUCUACUGCAGUUGUAGUGGAAGGUUGCGUCGGGGUCAUAUGACCCUAUGACGUCAGACAUUUGAUAACCAAUCUGCAUUGAUGUUUCUGGUAGGAUACCCACAGUUCCCUGCAUCGCAUGCAAGAACUCGCUGCAACAGAUCGUUUCAUUGGCUAAUCCCUCACAUCAACGCGGGUAUAACAACUUUUCCAGAUCAUUUUUAUUUUGUUGCAAAACUCUGCUUUUGAAAAUCAAGGUGAUAUGGUCUAGAUGAUGAAAACCCUUGGCUGUUUUUGGACUUUGGUAUGCUCAUUUAUUCUGUGUUUGGGAGUCUACAAUCCCCCGUGUGCACUAGGUGUUAAACAGCAUAAUAAAUAGUUCAUUCUGCUGAUCACUUCAUACUAGUACAUCAUACAAUAUUAAGUUUGCUUCUUGUUAAAAUUUCUGUCAUUUAGAUGUAUAAACAGGUCUGAAAAUAUGUUAAAAAAUAGAAGUCUUUGUUCUGUGAUGAUAAUUUACUGAUGUAUAAGACUCACCCAUGUAUAAGACGCACAUGUAUAAGACUCACCCAUGUAUAAGGUGCACCCUGUAUAUUUGUCUAUGUACACCUGUUAAAUAUAAAUAUCACAUUAUGAUCAUUUGUCAUCCAUUUAAUGUCCCACUUGUAUUUUAUUGUUACACAUGCAAGGUUAUAUGACAUUUUAUAUUUUUGCUAAAAUCAAUCUUGUUUUGUAUCUCACUUUCUCAAUCUUAUAUUCUGAUACAUGGAAAACAUUCAAAGAACAAAAGGAACAUUGAUCAGCUGAAUAGAUUACAUAUUUUUUCAAGCAAUCUGAUACAAAAGUUAAUUGUAAUUUAUUUGAUUACAUUGAAAUUUACCUGUAAUGGAGAUAACUUUAUAAAUUAUUAUGAAAUUGAUUACAUUUUAAAAUAUAGCUGUAAUCAUUUUAUCAGAAGCCCAUGUAUAUGUUGUAAAGCCAUCUUAAUAAGAUGAAUGUAAUUGUAUUUUAAAUGAUAUUUCAAAGCAAUCAACACCCAAUUUGUUUGUGAAAAUUGAACUUUAUGUAAACUGCAUACCAAAUUUUUAUUGUUUUAUAAAGAUAUAUUUUGUUAAUGGUAUUUGAUAAAUUUUAUAAUCCCAGAUUGUAAUGUGGUUGUAUAUUGCCAUCACCUGUGUCUGUCUGUUCAUCCACAAUUCUUUAUGGAUGCUUUAGAGGCAAACUUCAUCCCCAAUUUACUUAUUAUAAAGUGUUUAUGUUCGUAAGAGAUAUACUGAUUUGAAACAAUUUCCAAUAAGUACCGAUUUGAAACAAUUUCCAAUAAUUAAUUGCAGAGUUAUUACACUUUGAUCACUUUGAAAAAUCGGAUGCACAUUCAUGUGGUUAUUAUCUUAUUGACUUGAAAUUUAUGCACAGUGUUUGUUCAUUGAUAACCUUUUUUAUAGCGUCUUGCAAAUGCUCAUGUAACCAAAAAAACUGUAAGGCGACAACCCUUCAGGACUGCUUGGAUGAUUUUCUGCUGUGGGUGUAUGUUUCUUUGCCUGGCAACCUAUCUUUCAUUAAUGUACAUUUUAUGUAUAUAUAUUGAUAAAAUAUAGAUUAAACUGUAGAGCUCUUUUCCAAAACAUUUUACAAAAUAAAUAAAAAAAAAUUACAUAAGGGUGAUAGAGGUUAAAUGCUUUUGGAUUAGGAAACCAAAUGUUUGAAUAACAUUUAGUGCAUUUUGGAAUCGAGCUCUAGAAAAUCAUUGUGUCACAAAUAAGCUGGAAUCAAUGGAAUGCCCAUAUGUAGCUUUUUCGUAGAAAUCACAAGAGCUUAAAUCAUAUUUGUUUCCCUUUGUGGUAAUGGAAGAAUUAGAAAAAUCUUCCAAUUUGUAGUUUAAUAUGUAUAAAUGUGAAUUAAAUAAUUAGAAAUUACUAAUGGAUAUUUUUCUGAAUAUUUUAUUUUGUUACCAUGUCAUCAGGACUAUAGUCUUGUUAAAUCAUCUUACUUCAGGUAACAUCCUGUAUGGUAAAACUUGUGAAUAUGAUUAUGGCUGGAUCAAGACUAUUAGGUAUUUGAUACAUUAAUGCAUCAAUUGACAAUAUAGGUGAUAAACUGGUUAACAUAUAAGAAAAAACGUCUGGCUUCUCACUAUAUGUCAUUCACUAUACAUGUCUGCAAAAUGACGUAUUAGAGUAGGCUAUCUAGUGUAGUUAGAGACAUACAGAAGUUAAGUCGCCAUAUAUAUUAAGUGUUAAAACGAGCAGUUUUGAUAUAUCUACAGAAUUUGUUGAAAAAAUUUUUCGGCUUUAUUUAAUUGAAUAUGGAUUAUAAAACUUAAACUCAAAUGUGCAGAAAAGUAUAAUUAUAAUGUAUGGUAAUGCCCAUUUCAUGUAAUUUUCAACGUUUUUAUACCAGAAUGUGUGCAUCACAUCAAGAGUUAGGAUUAUGUUUAGUUCUGGUAAAACACUGCACUACAUAAUGACAAAAUAAUGUAAUAAACAAAUGAAACAUAAGAGAUGACAUUUGGUUGAAUAUUUUGUUAUUUGUUUUUAAAUGAAGAAUAAAUAUGUGCAAUAAAGUAAUUU